Molecule: messenger RNA, 966 nt
Organism: Penicillium argentinense
Lineage: Eukaryota; Fungi; Ascomycota; Eurotiomycetes; Eurotiales; Aspergillaceae
Product: SDR family NAD(P)-dependent oxidoreductase
Exons: 3
Molecular function (GO): oxidoreductase activity, acting on the CH-OH group of donors, NAD or NADP as acceptor
Source: RefSeq, a predicted model, not a curated record
UUUCACACAUUUGUUUUCAACAUUUUCACACCGUCGACCCCUGACUUCGAUCCGGACUGCCAAGUCAAAGUAACAGCAUUUACGAAGAAGAACUACCGUGAUGUGUACCCUGCCGUCGACCCUUCUCGACCCGAGCUAUCACAGACCGGAAAAGUGAUUAUCAUCACCGGAGCCAGCCGUGGACUGGGACGAUUGGCGUUUGCGGCUUCCUUCGCUAGAGCCAAUGCCGCUGCAUUGGUUCUCCUCGGUCGAUCAGCUGAAGGCCUCGAAGAAACCCAGAAGCUAGUUAACGAGAUCAAUCCCGCGACCAAGGUUCUCUCCAUUGCAGUAGAUGUCACGGACGAGGCGGGCGUGAACAAGGCUUUCCAGGAUGCAGUGGCUCAAUUCGGGGUGCCACAUGUCCUUGUCAACAACGCUGGGGCACUUGUUGUACUGGACACGAUAAUCAACACCGAUGUAGAAUCAUGGUGGAAGACGCAGGAAGUCAACGUCAAGGGAACUUUUAUCGCCACAAAAGCUUUCUUGAAACAUACCGGCGAUAGUCCGUCCGCGUCCACAACAAUCGUCAAUAUGAUUUCGAUGGCCGCUCAGGGGGUUCCACCGGGCAUGAGCUCCUACUCUCCCUCCAAGCUCGCUGUUUGCAAGUUCACCCAGUUCCUGGCCACCGAGCAUCCGACCAUCACGUCAGUUGGACUCGACCCGGGUGUGGCGGCUACGGAUAUGGGGCACAGCGUCCCGUAUCUUGCACCGUUUAUAGGAGACACUCCUGAUCUCUGCGGUGGUGUCGGUGUUUGGCUCGCUAGCGGUGAUAAGUCAUUCUUGUCGGGGAAAUACGUCUCCGUCUGCUGGGAUGCUGCGGAGCUGGAGACCCGAAAGGACGAGAUCAAGGGGGGCAAUCUACUGACCUUCCGUUUGAGCGGUGAAUUUGGGGGCCCCGACGUGACUGUGGAAGCCUUGCACAAAUGA